Messenger RNA from Gossypium arboreum, 739 nucleotides. RefSeq lists its product as uncharacterized. Lineage: Eukaryota; Viridiplantae; Streptophyta; Magnoliopsida; Malvales; Malvaceae. The record is from RefSeq and is a predicted model, not a curated record. The coding region runs from base 239 to 589 and encodes 116 amino acids. The transcript has 2 exons.
UCUACCCACCUCCUUAGAAACAGCACUGCACUUCUCCAUUCUCUUCCUUCAGAAUUAAAACUUCACACAUCUUUUAAUCUUAUACAACACGUACGCCCUUGAAACGCGCUCUUCCCAAUCCCCCAUAAAUGCAAAUAUACCCUUCAACAAUUAACCAAACCAAUCUGAUAAACAACAAAAAGAAGAAGAUCGAAGGAAGAGAGGAAAUCAUUAAACUAUUGAUUGCGUUUGAGGCCCAAUGUUGGAAUCUGAGUACUCUUCAGUUGAGUUGCAAUGGACGUUGUUAAUGUCGGACUCGGACAUGGCAGCAGCCGCUCAACAGCUGAUGCUACUCAGCGAUGAAGAUAACAGCAGUAGCACCAGCAGCAGCAAUGGCAACAACAACAAGAAGCAGAAAAUCAAAGUGAAGAUGAUGAAAGACGAGAGAUGCUUGGAACAAAGUCAAAAUGAGAUAACUUCAGCAAAGAUUGAAGAAAUUUUUGGGAAAGAGGAGAUUUCGAGACCAACUAAGAAACGGAGGUAUCGAUUCCUAGAGAGUAUUUACAAGGAGACAAAGUCUAUGAAGGGUAAAGGGUGUUUUUCUAGAUAGAAGGUUGAGCACAGUUUGACCAUGGCUGCUGCCGUUCCUUUGAUCUGCAAUGCAAAUUCAGCUGCUGUUCUCGUCUUUGGGUUAAUUAUAUAAUUUUAUGUGGUACUUAUUUCUCUAAUAAAAAAUCUUAUUUUAUGUUGAGAUCAAAAA